This is a messenger RNA of Alternaria hordeiaustralica, 399 nucleotides long. RefSeq lists its product as uncharacterized. The record is from RefSeq and is a predicted model, not a curated record. The transcript has 2 exons. NCBI's taxonomy places the organism in Eukaryota, Fungi, Ascomycota, Dothideomycetes, Pleosporales, Pleosporaceae. The coding region runs from base 1 to 399 and encodes 132 amino acids.
AUGGCAAUACCCACCUGCAUCUGUCGGGACAAAGCACAAAGAUUCCAAGCUAAGCUCGUUAUUGUCGCCAUGACCUCCAACGCCACAUCUACUCCUAAAGUACCCCAUGAAGCCAUCCGGCUCGCCAUUCGCGAAAAUUUCCCGUCCAUUUUCGAGCCUUCUCUAGCCUUAGGCGAUACCUUGAACUCAAUACGGACAAAGAUCAACACGCUCAACGAAAUAGCCAACAGCACGAUCGGCGACACAAGAGGCCAGGAGAUGGCAGAUGCAAUAGAUGGGCUCCUUGAUGAAAGUGCUGAGGUGGAAGAGCAGUUCAAGGUUUGGCUCGAGAAGCUCAAUGUUGCUUGUGUGAUGAUCAAGUUGGUGUACCCGCGGCAGGAAGCCGCUUCAGCCAGGUAG